UGCGUAACAUGCAGCGGAGAGCGGUGAUCAUCAUCUGCGCGCCGCAUCGCCGUGGACCGCCGUGCGCACUUGAACACGGAGACACACCGAGGGGCGCAGCCCGCUCUGCCGAACCUGCCGCGAGCGAGACGCCUUCAAAGCAGACUACAGGCUUGUGAAGAGGGAAAAAAUUAGAAGGGGGAGACGAAAGGAGUGCGAGGAAGGAUGUCAACCCUCGAGACGGUGAUCGGGGGUUAAUCGCCGUACAGUUUGGAGCCACUCUGGCGCACCAGCAGCAAGGAGGCAAAAGCGCAUAUUUUUGUUUUCAAAAGGAGUCCCAGCCCCCCUGUAUCACAUCCAAACCGGACUAACAAUUCGGGAUUUAGAACGAAUAGGAUGACUGUUGAACCACAGGGCCAACAGAAUAUGAGUCAGCGCGUGUCUGUGAGCUGAGGUGGAGUGUCUCUCCCGCUUGCACGACUGUCUCGGUCCGCCACCAAACCUUCCUACGCCAGGAUGCAGCUGCUUAGAGUUGCGUGGGCACUGACCGGAGCGGCGAUCUGCUGCUUUCUCCUUCUCCUUAUUCACUCCCGCCUGCUCAAAGAAGGCCAACUGGCAGCGGGGACGUGUGAGAUUGUGACGCUGGACAGGGACAGCAGCCAACCACGGCGGACCAUCGCCAGGCAGACAGCCCGUUGCGCCUGUAAGAAGGGCCAGAUCGCUGGAACUACAAGAGCCAGACCUGCCUGUGUGGACGCUGGUAUUGUUCGGAAAAAGCAGUGGUGUGAGAUGGUGCCAUGCUUGGAGGACGAAGGCUGUGACCUGUUAGUCAAUAAAUCUGGCUGGACUUGUACACAGCCCGGAGGCCGAGUCAAAACCACCACGGCUCUAUGACGCGACAAGAGUCCCCCUCGACACUCUUGCACUAUGGAGAGCAUUGAUGACCCCUUGACAGACAGCCAAAAACCAUCAACCAACACCACCGACACCACCGACAUCACAGCACGUCCACCAAACCCUGGUCCCGCAAAGGCAGGAAGCAACACGAGCAGCUGCAGAGCACCGAGGGCCUCGAGGAGGCAGAGAGGUCUCAUAACACAGCCUCCAGGGAACAAACCAGGGAUGGACUGUCUAAGGGAUCGAGCUCUCCCCGGGGCAGUGGACAAACAGCUCGCUGUAAAACACCUUCUAUAUCCUGUGACUGGCUCCUCUGGGUCUGUGACUGCUCCCUCCUGCUAUCUGUCGUUGGGUCAAAAUGUCGCGUCCACUUUCUCUCCACUCUAUCUGCCUGCUCUGUAAAGUUAGCAGCGCCUGCUCGUGCCACGGAGGAUCAGACACCUUAAAGUCCCAUGAACGCAGGGUUUCUUUUUCCUCAUUUGGAAGUACGCCGUUUGAAACUGCUUGGGAUUUUCCACAUCACAUCCAAGCCUCUAGGGCAGGUGCUCCGGAGCAAAAGACAGGACCAUUUGUAGACCAGACCCUGCUGCUUUUUCGGACCAUGUUAUGAGGCAGUGAAAAACUGAACUGAGCACGCUCUGCUGUGAAUAGGCCUUCUGCUGGAGAACACCUCCCAUAUUUUUAUAGACCAAAGAGCAAAACAACAUAUAUGAUCUAGUGACAGAGUGGACCAUCUGGCAAAGACACACAGACUAAGUGAAGUUGCUGUUUGUUUCGCCAACGACUGCCCCCACGAGGACACCAUGCACAAGGGGACAAAUGCAAACUGAACCUUGCGCCAUGCGCCAGGCGGCAUAUGUACUGUACACAAUCAAAGGAGUACUUUUAAAACUUUGCAGAAUUUUUUUUUUUGUCAGACUGAGCCCACUACUGUAUUUUGGAACUGGAGAUAUAGGUACUACAUAUGUAUAACUGUGUAUCAAAAAAAACCUGAUUUGCAUUUUUACGUAGCUACAGUUUGGACAGAUUUGGGAAGCGUUGUGAAGUUGGAUCCGGAGCGCAAAUCAUAUCAAAGAGAUGAUGAAUAUCUAAAUAGAGUAUGGAUGCUGUUGAUUCUGAAAAGGAGGAGUAAAGAAAUGUCAUUAAAUGUAUUUUAAAAGGCCCUAAAAAGUUAUAUAUUUAACAGUUUUAUAUGUUGUACCUUUGUAGAGAAGCUUAUUGGACUUAAAAUGUGGUCACAAUGGCAGUUUAGUAGGAUGUGAACACACGCUGUUGUUCUCAUAACUGCUGGCUCAUAGUCCCAGGUUUUCUGUUCACACCUCAGUAGCCGCUUUCUUUUCAUGGUCAUCUACAAGUCACUGUCUAUCCGAAGCAUUAAAGAAAAAAAGGAAAGUGACAAUUUAUUGAGGACUGAUCUGCAGCCAACUGAACAUUGUAAAUCUAUGGUAGUCAGUGGAAGCCAUUGAAAUCUGCUAAUUUGCUAUGAUAUUGUAUUGUACACGGUGUGGAAUACUGACUCAUUUCCUCUCUA
Messenger RNA from Notolabrus celidotus (New Zealand spotty), 2407 nucleotides. Its product is annotated as chemokine-like protein TAFA-5. Bases 496 to 873 code for a protein of 125 amino acids. Gene Ontology annotation, molecular function: G protein-coupled receptor binding; receptor ligand activity. The transcript is spliced from 5 exons. NCBI's taxonomy places the organism in Eukaryota, Metazoa, Chordata, Actinopteri, Labriformes, Labridae. Gene Ontology annotation, biological process: G protein-coupled receptor signaling pathway. The record is from RefSeq and is a predicted model, not a curated record.